AUGGUUCAUAUCGAGGAACUCCCAGUCGAGGUCCUCUCGCAAAUUAUGGGCCAUCUUGUGGAUCCGGAAGACCAUAACCCCUCAAAGCUCCCGGGCCUGGACGCUCUGAAUAAGGACGAUGGCGAAGACGAAACCCACAAAGAUGAGAUGGAAGAUAUUCGAAAUGCCUGCCUAGUCUCGCGGAAAUUCUGUGACAUUGCCCAGCCGCUCAUCUUUCGCGAUUUUGAGGAUCUUGAUCUGGACGGCGACCUACGCAAUACCAUUGCUUUUGCCAAAGCCAUCUAUGGCCGUCCAGAACUCGGAAACUAUGUGCAAAGUAUAGGCUUCAUGCCCAUAAUCCCAGAAGAGGCAAAUUUUCGGGCGCAAGCUGGCAUUGGCCCUGAAUAUUCCGAGUUCCUUCAUGGUCUCAUCAAAGACCUCCAAUUGGGCGACCAGGAGAAAAGCUGGGUUCAGAUCUUGAAGAAUUGCGACUUGGGCAUCAUUGGAGCAUUGUUGGUGAACAAGACCCCCAAUCUUCGCGACCUGCAUCUGCCGGCCGGCCAAUUCUCCAUCAAGCCAAUCGUCGAUCUCAUCAGUAGAGAUCCAUCUCUUUUGUCCAACCUUGAGUCAUUCUGGGUUGAGAGCGACGUUGAAGACGCGGGUUGGGAUAUCGCCACUUUCGAGAAGCUCCUCACUAGCCCCCACCUCAUACACCCGACGUUCGAGUACGGCAAUCUUCUCGACAAAUCGUUCCCAUCUACCUGGAAGCCUCAAACAUUGAGUGCCCAGGAACUGGUCUUCCACCACUGCCACAUUGAUGGCGGCGCCAUCCAAAAGUUCAUGAAGGCGUGCAAGAAAGUGAAAUCCUUGAUUGUUCAAAAUUUCAGCGUGGAUCCUCAAGAUGGUCGACCUCCAACUAAAGGAAUGACCCAAUUUGACGCUGCGCAGGGCCUUAAAGCCGCCCUCUUGCACAAGAACACCCUUGAGCACUUCCACCUUGAGUACGAUGAAUACAGUGCCAAACGCCCGAAGAUUGGCUCCUUCCGCGACUUCACCGCACUGGAUAUGAUCUUCAUCUCACACUCGAUCGUUCCCCCUCACCCUACAUUCUGCCGCUCGCUAAAAGAACUCCAUUUCACCGACUGCAACACAUCUGUCCGGGAAGUGGUGAAGAAUAUCGCGGCAGACUGCAAGAAGGGUCUUUACCCAGAAUUUACCAAGUUCAGGGUCCUCUCUCGGGAUAUCACCGCGCCUAUUAAACUCCCCGGGCAACGGGUUCCACAAGGACAAACCCCGGAACAAUGCUUCCGCAGUAUUCAAGAUAUGUUUAAGGGGACUAAGGUGGACUUCCAGAUCGUUCCGUAUGAGAUGCCGGACUUUGACGAUUACGAUUCCGACACGGAAGAUUAUGAAGACGACGAGGAGUACCCACCUGGCCUGGCAGGACUACUUGGAGGACUCAGAGGUCCGGGAGGAGGAGGAGGUACCGGGCGCGGCCCAAUGCCACCGCAGCUUUUGGAUAUGAUUAUGCAGCGGGCAAUGCAAGACCCUGAGUUUGCCCACCUCGCUCCACGAGGCGGUGAUAAUGAUGACGAAUGGAUGACUGAUGGCGAGGACUGA
Penicillium atrosanguineum is the source of this 1599-nucleotide messenger RNA. RefSeq names its product mitogen-activated protein kinase Hog1. Lineage: Eukaryota; Fungi; Ascomycota; Eurotiomycetes; Eurotiales; Aspergillaceae. The record is from RefSeq and is a predicted model, not a curated record. The transcript has a single exon. Bases 1 to 1599 code for a protein of 532 amino acids.